This is a messenger RNA of Medicago truncatula (barrel medic), 795 nucleotides long. RefSeq names its product F-box/LRR-repeat protein 20. Lineage: Eukaryota; Viridiplantae; Streptophyta; Magnoliopsida; Fabales; Fabaceae. Gene Ontology annotation, molecular function: protein binding. The record is from RefSeq and is a predicted model, not a curated record. Gene Ontology annotation, cellular component: SCF ubiquitin ligase complex. Bases 1 to 795 code for a protein of 264 amino acids. The transcript has 3 exons. Gene Ontology annotation, biological process: SCF-dependent proteasomal ubiquitin-dependent protein catabolic process.
AUGAAAGAUCACGCAAAGAAGAAGAAGACAUAUGAAGAGCUGAAAGAAUCAGAGAAAAGCGCGAAGAAAAGGAUGAAAAAUGAAGAAAAAUCGAAGCUUGAAACUCAAGCAUCAAUGGUUAAUUUCGCUGAUCAUUACUACAUCAACGAUCAAUCGCUUUUCCACUUGUUCAAGAACUGUAAGCUUCUCGAAGAGACAAUCAUAUUUUACUGUCAUCAAAUAACCAACGCGGGUAUUGCUUUUGCUCUCCGUGAGAGACCAACUUUGAGGUCUUUAUCCAUUUCCAGUUACUUUGAACAGGAAGACCGUGCAACGUUGUUUGCUGCAAGCCCUCAAUUAAAGUCUCUCCGUUUUACUUGCAAUUCAUGGUUAAGAGAGGAAAGCAUCAAAAUAUUUUCUUCCAUUUUCCCCAAUUUGCAGUUGCUUGAUUUGAGCUACUGCGAUAACAUACCUGAAGAAGGUAUUUGUCAAGUUUUACGAAGUUGUUCUGAGAUUAGACAGUUGAACUUAGCUCGUGAUUCAAGAAUGAAGCUACGUGGAAUGAACUUUAAAGUUCCCAAACUGGAGGUGUUGAACUUGUCACAUACAAAAGUUGAUGAUGAAGCACUCUAUGUGAUCUCAAAGAGUUGUCGUAGGCUUUUGCAACUGUUAUUGGAACGCUGUUGUGAUGUCACAGAGAAAGGAGAAAAGUAUGUGCUCGUUAUUGUUUCAGUGACAGAGAAAGGGAACUCUUCUCGCGUCAAAGAUGCCUUGUUUGCUAGCAUUCUCAAACUACUCUGCUGUGCUGAAGUUUAA